Corticium candelabrum is the source of this 5640-nucleotide messenger RNA. Its product is annotated as probable helicase with zinc finger domain. Gene Ontology annotation, cellular component: P granule; cytosol. The record is from RefSeq and is a predicted model, not a curated record. Gene Ontology annotation, biological process: regulatory ncRNA-mediated post-transcriptional gene silencing. The transcript has 26 exons. Gene Ontology annotation, molecular function: metal ion binding; helicase activity; RNA binding. Bases 56 to 4855 code for a protein of 1599 amino acids. NCBI's taxonomy places the organism in Eukaryota, Metazoa, Porifera, Homoscleromorpha, Homosclerophorida, Plakinidae.
UUUCCCGAAUGUUACAAUCUCUAACUCGACUCGACUGCCUCUCAGCAUCGUUCAAAUGUCGCUAACGCUCGACCUAAAAGACGUGUGCCGCGUCUGUUGGAACGCGUCAUCUCACAAGGCGAAACCUCAAUUGUCUCUCAUUCACCAGACCGGAGAGGACAAGAAGACAAAGCUCCGCGUCUGCCGCGUGUGCAAGCACGAAUGGAAGCCGCUGAGCGUGUGCAAGACGAGUGUCGGAAAAUUCGUCCAAAUUCGUCCGAUUCCGACGACGAAAGUGCGCGAAUACGAACUGUGCAACACGUUCAAGAAGGGCGCGUGCGUUAAGGGCUCGGCCUGCUCGUUCGCGCAUAGCCCCGAGGAACUCCAGGCGUGGAGUCAGACGAAGAGGGACGAACUUGUGAAAUUGGCUUCGCGGCCACGCCCCCAUCCGCCUCCCAAUUCGCCAGUAAUUGGUGAUCACAAGAUGUGCAUGCAUCUGUCGACGAACGGCACGUGCCCGUUUGGCAUGAAUUGCUACUAUGCGCACUCGAGGGAGGAGAUCGAGUUAUGGAACGAGCAUGUGAGGAGAGAGCAGGAGGAGGUGCCGAGGGUCGAGCCGACCGUGAAUUUGAUGAUUCGUCGACGACCUCCAUUGAAUUUUAACAAUACGUACAAACUGUGUAUGCACGUCGAGAAGGGAAAUCGGUGUGUGUUUGGCAACGGUUGUAUUUUCGCUCACAGUGUGGCCGAGCUCGAGGAAUGGAACAGACAGUUACGAGACGCGGCGAAACAGUCGAAGCUUAAAGUAGUUCCUAGUAAUCGACCGCCUCGGCAUACGAAGCAGAGAGGCAACGAUGUAAUGCCACGGCUUUUGCAGACUGAUAUGAUGUCAGGCUUUCCGCCGUUGACGUCGAACGAUUCAAUCGAAGCAAUUCCGUUGUCGAGAUCGGUGACUCCUGUGUGGACUAUGAGCGACGAAGUAGGUAACGACGAAUAUGAUGGCGGUACGGGCGAUCCGCUGUUUGUAGAGAUUGUGAGAGAAGAACUCGCGAACUCGGGGAUACAGAUUAAUGAGCUUGUAGAAAUGAAGCACGGUGUUGAUAUCAGCGAGAGUACCAAUAAGCCGCUGAGUUUGACGUGGUCGAGAGAAGAGCCGGUGGAGUGGUGUCUACGUAUAACAGUCACAGAUCCUCAGAUGUUGCAUAACGUCGUGUUACUUGAUGCUCGUUUCUCCGAAUUUCGUAUUUGCGGAGUCGACAUGUCGACGUCCGGCAAGCCAACGAAGCCGCUGCUCCAGAACUGCAACUUAAUGGGCAUUGCACUGCACAGACGCGUAAAUCCUAGAGACUAUGUUGAUAUCAAGGUUCUUUUUCGACCUUCUUCCGGGUUUUUCACUCAAACUGUGAUCUUCAAAUUUGAAGGAUUCUUCAUUGGCAGCGUGUUAGCUGUAAAAAUGUUAGACGAGGCUGGUGAGCUCGUUCUUGGUAACUCACCACCGGAUAUAGCACCAGUUAUUGUAACCGACCCAGACGUCUCAAGCAGGAGUUUGUUUUGGGAAGAGCAGUACGAGAUUAUUCCUUUCGAUGUUGAUGAAAAUGAUGUUACAACGAUGCCAGACUAUCCACUGCCCGAGGACAUUGAAGAGAAGUUGAGGAGUAGUGCUUUCGAUAACAUGGACAAGACAUUGACGAAGGAAAACUAUCGAGAUAAAAUGCACCAGCUGUUGUACAUUGAAGAGUAUCAGCAACGUAUGGACUUUAGUAGAUAUGACAUUUAUGAUGAGGUAUUACAGUUUGAGAAGAAGUUCGACUCGGAUGAUGGACAUAUAGAAGUUGCGAAUCUGGAUGAGUAUUUUGUUGAGUUGAAGUUGCAUGAAUUGCUAGUGGAGGGAGCGACUUCGAUACGACCAAACGACAUGGCAUUACUUAGACCGGUUGGACAACAUCAAGCUUAUCAGUGCAAAGUGCAUGCAGUAAUGCGGGAAAGAGUUCUGCUUCGUGUGAAGGAAUCAGCAGUAGUAGUGAUUCAAGCUAGAGGAAGUAAAGCUGACAUUCGAUUCACAUUGAAUCGAAAUCCGAUGCGCAUCAUGCAUCAUGCUCUCGACCUCGUUGCUCUGGAUGUUGUCUUUCCAGAUCCAAAUAGUAUGAAGCAUCCCGCACCAACACAAUAUCAGGAAACAGAAGCACUUCGUAUGAUGGAUGUAGUUCUAAAUCCGAACCAACAGCUUGUUGUACGUAGCAUACUGCAAAGCACUUACAGGAAGUUGCCUUCACUUCUUUGCGGACCUUUCGGGACAGGCAAGACACGAACGUUACAAGAGGCUCUGGUGCUGCUAAUAACAAACGUGCCAGACUCACGCGUUCUCAUCUGCACUCACUCCAAUAGUGCGGCCGAUCUCUAUGUAAAUAAAGUUCAUCAAGUAUGGCAAGAGAGAUAUUCAUGUCUGGCACCCGUAGUACGAAUCUACUAUAAAGAGAGGAAUCCGAAAACAAUAGGAACAGAUGUGUUGAAAUAUUGCUGGUCCGAGAAUGGUGUGCUUGGUGCUCCAUCGUUGAGUAGCCUCGAAAACUUUCGUGUUGUUGUGACGACAACAAUGACGUCGUACAGUCUGGUCGGUAAGAUACCCAACGGCUACUUCACACACAUUCUUGUGGAUGAAGCAGCGCAGGCGAUGGAAGCCGAAGCCGUGAUUCCACUAUCGACUGCCACUAGUUCAACUAAACUUGUUCUUGCAGGAGAUCCGAUGCAGUUGGAGCCUCCCGUGCAGUCGGACAUCGCACGUAAAUUCCAGUUGAACAGAUCGUUACUGGAGAGGUUAUACGAUAUGUCCGUGUACACGACAACUGUUGCUGGCAUUACAUGUAGAACAUCACUAAACGAGAACUACCGAUCAGUAAAAGAGAUUAUCGAUCUCGCAUCGAGUCUGUUCUAUAACAGUGAGCUCAAAGCAACUCGUUUGGAAAGCAGCUUUGUGAACGGUCUCGCUCCACUGAGGUUUGUCGGCGUAAAAGGAACCGAAGAGCAAGAUGAGGAUUCACCAUCGUAUUAUAAUAAUUUCGAGGCAACGGAAGUUGCUAACCAGGUUGUGGAAAUGGUAAGUAAAGGCUUGCUAGAGGAAGACAUUUGUGUCUUGUCGCCAUACAUGAAGCAAGUGCAACAUAUUCGAUAUAGACUCAGAAAGAAACGGUUGUCUGGGGUCAGUGUUUUUCGCACUGAAAAUGUUCAAGGCCUCGAAUACAAAGCUCUCAUCCUAUCGACUGUAAGAACGUGCACACAAGUACCUGAAGACAUCGGCACCGAGUCACUCGGCUUUCUCGCAAAUCCAAAACUGUUCAACACUGCGAUAACACGUGCUAAAGACUACUUGAUCGUCGUCGGUGACCCGUACACGUUGGCAUCUGUUGGACAAAAUCGCGGCUGCUGGAUUGAGUUUAUAGGACGAUGUCGACAUAUGAAGAGCUUUGUGUUUAAGGAUAACGACGCCUUUGAUCGUACGCUAGAGGCAUCCAUACAGACAAGACACUUGGCGCAGAGUGUACCUCUUACUUCUACACAACAGAAGCAGGCAAGUGCUGCACAUAUGAGUCUGGACAAAGAAGGGGGAGGCACUUCUUUGGGUAGCAGACCCAAGGCUUUGGACAUAUUGAGAAAAGCUCCGGAGAAGGCUCGUCGUAAGGUUCUAGCGGACAGGUUGUAUCCUCUGGUGAGGAAAUAUAAUGAGACUUAUGCUCAUCCUAUCACGGGCAAACUGAUUGGUCUGGCUAUUGAGGAAGUGUUUGAUCUGUUAAUAUCUCCAGAACUCCUUAUACGCAAAGUCCAGGAGCUAGCAACAGAGUUGAAAAGAGAUCGGGGGCAGUUGACGUCAGGCGAUGGUGCUUAUAACCACCAGACAAUAUCGUCGCAGGUGUCUCCUGCAGUGUCACGUACGGAAGUGACUGUGCCAGCAUCUAAUUCAAUGCAGACUGUCGUAAGCACUCCUUCUGAACCAGUUGGACCGUCGGUAACUACCAGCACGCCACAAGGCCAUGAACAAGAUGCAGUUGCGUCGUCUGGUGUACAAACACAAGGUCAAGCCGUCAUAUGGUUACUUCAGAUGCAGCUUGAUUGUCUCAACGAGCACGAGCGUCAGUUGCGUGCCGAGCUACAGCGGAUUCGAUCGAUUUGGCCGUUCCAGUCUUCAAAGGAAGAAGAACUUUUACAACAACAACUCAAGUUACUGAUGCAACAGAAGGCGGCCAUCCAGAAACAAUACAAUCUGUACAAAGACUAUCUCAUUCAACUGAAGACGAGAGACGAAGAGCAGGACCAGCAUCAAUCGGCUCCGCUGUCGACGCAAGAAAUGCCAUCGGUUACGCUUGCGCCAGCUACUUUGCCGCCACCUCAGCAGCCUGUGUAUAGCGCGGUGCAAGGAAGUAUGGCAGUUUCGACAGCGGUUCCUCUCUUAAUGCAGCAGCAUUCGGUUGUCAAGCCAUCAGCAGCCAGCUUUCAGGUACCUAAACUCGGAACAAGUAUUGGUCAGCAAACUGGACACCCAUCACAGGUCCCAAGCGGUGUGUGGAGCAUGCCACAACAGGUGACACUACCCGCUGUCGCUCCCUACAGACCAACUCCUACCACCAACAUGCAGCCUCACAUGAUGCUACACGCACAACGAGCAGUAUCUACGACCAUUGCUCAUCCUCCUCAAGCCGUCGGUCACCCAGGAGCCAUCGGUACCGGACGCCAACCACUAAUUCCUACAAAUCCAUUUAUGAUGCCAAACACAAGAUACGAAGUUCCGUUUCAAUACUACACACCUCAGUCUCCAGCUGUGAGACCUCAGUUUUCUGAUUCGCUGUAUUCUCCCAGUGGCUCUCAUCAGCACCACCAGUUUUAGGUGUACACAUGACAUGGUGGCUCGUAUGACAUACAACUGUGUUGCAGUUUUGUAAUCUCGUCGUCUAUAGCUUCGUUACGUUUGUGAUUAUUUUUUCUUUUUGAGUGUGGGGUUAAUAUGGGAUGUGCCGUGCCGUCGAUCGACUCAAUAAUGAAUUGUGCUGUUUUGUGCACAGACUGUGUUGUCGACGGGACGUUUUGAUGUACAUAACAACAUGUAGUGACAUUGGUGUGCCAGUGUUUUAUUGUGAGGCGAUAGAGAAGACAUUCACACACGUUUGUCUGCUAUUUUGUGUUUGGUCUGUUUGAUGUGUGUGCAUCUGUUUGUAUGCGUGUUGGUCCAGAGACUGUCUUGCUGCUUAUGUGUCAGUACAUGUAUGCUUACUGCGAUCGUGUUGUGACAUCACAGUGUUGAGCAUGCAUAAUUAACACGUGGUGUGAUUUAUAACAUAUAAACUGUAUGUCUUAUUAAUUCGAUUGAUGCCGUUUUGUGACGGGAUUGACAUGAAACAUCAUCAAUAGAACUUAUUGAUUUCAAGUUGACAAGAAAGUAGGCAACAUGAGAGACUGAUUAUGCUUGAAUACUUGAGAAUGGUUGUGACCGAAUCUGGCAAACCGUUGUAGUCAGAAUUUUUAGAAACGACAAGCCAUGUCUGCUAAACAAAGACAUGUAACCUUUUCUUUGAAUUCUCUAAAUACAGAGAUUGUAGAAUCGACUGCUGUGUAGCUAUAGAGGUCCACACUGCCACCGGAUGGUAAGAAAUUGUUGACAUUUAGAACACAAAA